This is a messenger RNA of Acanthaster planci (crown-of-thorns starfish), 3633 nucleotides long. RefSeq lists its product as uncharacterized. Gene Ontology annotation, molecular function: protein binding; netrin receptor activity. Gene Ontology annotation, cellular component: membrane. Lineage: Eukaryota; Metazoa; Echinodermata; Asteroidea; Valvatida; Acanthasteridae. Gene Ontology annotation, biological process: netrin-activated signaling pathway. The record is from RefSeq and is a predicted model, not a curated record.
UAAACAUUUCAGAUAUCUUCAGAGAGUAACUCACAGCAACCACCAUCCCGCCUUCAAAUGAUCCUUGAUGAAUAUCAUUCACAAACAAGUGACUUCAGUGAUGAGGAACUUCUUGACACGUGCUUUCAGUUACCUUACAUCGCCAUAGGGCACUUCAACGAGAGCGGUGGAAGCCUGUCUUUAGAUAACUACGGUGUUCACCUCACUAUUCCGCCUGGUGCUAUACCUCCCGGCCCCCCUCAGGAGGUCUACAUCUAUGUCGACCCAUCUGCACUGCUGACCGAUGGGGACGACCCGACAAAGAUCGCACUUUCGAGACGCGUCAAAUGCGGCCCUACAGGGUUGAAGUUUGCGGAAAGUGUGGUAUUGUCCUUCCCUCAUCAAGCUGAUGUAACAAGUAUGGAUCCCAAGGGGUUCAGCGCCAGAAUGUGUCAAGACGAUGACUCGUCAAAGACGUGGGAAGAGUUCGAUGAAAAUUUGGUCGUGGUGACCAAAGACAGGGUAAUUCUCUUUGUAAAUCACUUCACAUGGUACGCGCUGGAGUUCUUAAUGAAACUGAUGUCAUUGGGGAGCAGUAGCAAACGGCUUCUAGUGGCUGCCUACGGAGACAACUUCGUGCGCAACGGACGAACAUACCAAUUUCGGGUGUGGGUUUUGAACGACGAUGAAGCAGUCAAAAAGAAUGUGGAAGCUGAUGAGAAGUUGAACAGAUUGGAUGGUUUCCGGAACCUUUUGUUUAGGUGGGGCGGGGGCGGAGUGUACGUUAAACUUUCUCAGUUCCCUGAUGGAUGUCAAGUGCCUGAAGGAGAAGAACAGAUUAUCGACGAGACAAAGAUAAGCAAUCAUCCAUCAAACUCUGUGACAUUUACCCUGCGUCAACUAUCAAAGCUUCAUGGUGGUGACGACCUGUACUGUUCUGUGGAAACGUACCAGAAACGUGCAGAUGGAGACUCCAGAAAGCAAAGCAAAAGUUGCCUUUCUAUUUGCGCUGCUAUAAAGACAGAAAACUGUGCUGAGAUGACUGCCCGUGAUCGUGGUGUUGCUGUCGGCAAUGCAGCGCUAAUGCAGUCUACAUCAUCGAUUGGAGCAGAAAGCAAUGGCACGACCACAAGUCUCCAGGACGAGAUCAAGAAUGGUUUCUCCAAACGAAGACGUGAGGGCAACGGUCACUGUGGAGACCCGAAGAAAAGUUUUGAUUUGUACAAGGAAGUGCAGCAGCAAUUGAAAGGACAAAAUGGUAGCGGUGACAGCUGCAGAAUCUUCGUGACUUUACACAGUGACCAAGUCCUGUGCAUUCAGAAGCCUGGUAUACGUAGAGAAAUAACACCGACGGAAUGCAACAAAAUUGUUCAAGAGAUCACCAGGCAACAUGUUGCCCCGAACCACGGGGUAACUGAACUCCAGGUUUCAAAAAAGGAAGAAAUUAUGUCAGAUAGGAAAGGCAUCAAAGAUUCAACGCUGCGUUUGUUUUCGAAGGAGCUCGGUGCUGAAUGGGAGGCUCUAGCAACCUUCCUCGGCUUUAGUUCACCCGACAUCUACCAAUUCAAGAACGACAACCCACAUGAUACCAGCAACCAGAUUUUUCAGAUGCUAGUGGGAUGGCGAGAUGAGCGGUAUCCUGAAGCUCUGGUCAAUACGCUCAAAACCAACAUCGUAGAGAUCUACGGAGUGGAUAUUGGUAAUAAACCUCCAAAAAUAGGCCUAGAUGAUUCAAGUCUUCAAGAGGUGUCACUCGCGCUGGGACCUGAGUGGGAGGCACUAGCAACAUCUCUCGGCUUCAGUGAAACCGAUAUCCUCGAGAUUAAGGACAGUCAAGAUCAGAUUCUCAAAGUGCUACUUGGAUGGCGAAAUAAGCAGUUAUCCCCUGAAGCACAGCUUGAAUGGCUUUGCUGCGAGUUGAAGAAAAUUGACAGGGAAGAUCUAGCUGAUAAACUGCGUGGUAUGGACGGUUUCAUUAUAUUUGUUUUUAUUCUAUGUUCAUUUAUUUAUUGGUGCUAUAUUUUUGCUGCAUUCGUCCUGUUAAAGUAGUCAGGGCCAUAUGUGACAUGUACAUGGGUACGCUUUAAAUUUUAGUCUAGAUGAGACUAGAUGAGAUUCUAGUCCAAACGGUGUCUCCUUUGACUUAUCUCAAUUAGUUUUCCUUUUGGAGGACAAUCUUUCCUGUCAACCCGCUCACGGACCGUACCAAUGCGUACCGUACGCGGUUUUCAUCCAAAUGUGGUGUUCCCUUUUUAAAAUUUCUAUGGUUAUCAAUUUCAACCAACCCUAUUUUCUACCGACCCUGACUUUGUCUAUUAAAUAACAAAGGAUAUGAUGCAAAAACAGUGCUGAAAAUGUGCAUGUGCAAUACGAUGUCGCCCAAACACCAAAGUGGCGACUGUUGAACGAAAUCCACAGUACGGCAUCCAGUGCAGAACGAGCGGUGCUGUACCACCCUCAAUAGGCCUACUACAUAGAUCACCAAAACACAAAGAAGUGACUUCGUGAUGUGACAGCACUUAUCUAAAAAUUAGUCUUGCUACUUUUUUAUCACGUAAUUCUUUUUUUUUUCGGACUUUACCAUUGACGGAAGCAUCAAGAAAACCGAUCUCCCUGUGAAGCGAAGGCAACCGAAUGUCAAUGACGCUGUUCCCGUUGGUAUUCUCACCUCUGGACGCAGGCUUGAGUUUUAAGUUAUUUUGUUAUGUUAAAACAACACAGUUACGAUAGACAGUAAUAUGAACGUGGAUUAGAGAAAGGAGACAAUGGAAACAAUUUACUUACUCCAAUGAAUGCGUGUAUUAUCCAAUUAUAUCUUAAAAGCAGACGUACUAUUUCUCUUUGUGGUCACAAACAUGAACUUAGCACGAAAUAUGAGAACGAUUUAUGAACUUUAAAUUAUGAGUACCACAUUAUUUCAGCUGGACGAUGAAGAAUUUAUGUUUAAUUUUUCAUUGAUAACAUUGGGUUUUUUUAAUUAUUACCGUACCUUUUGCUGUAAUUGUGUUACCACAGAUGCAACAAUGUUUACUACCAGCUAUAUGUGUUUGCUAUGGAAAACUCAGCUGAUUGGUGUGCAGUAGAUGGAAGUUUGGUUUCACUUCGCGAUUCCUUAUAAAUUAUGGGUUACAAAAUGUUAAUGUAUGUAAGCUACGUUUAAAAAUGUGCAUUUCAUGAACGAGACAAACAAAGCAAAAUGAUUUUUUUCAGAAUCACUGAUUCUAACCGUUGAUCUGCUUGUGAAACUAUUUGCUGUUUGAUAAUAGGCAAAUUCAUUUGUACCUUAACAUGGUUUGAAACAAGCCAUAUAUUUGUUAUAUGUUCUCCCCAAAAUAAAUGAAAAGAAACGCAGUCCUGUACUUUAUGUAAGAGAUGGCGACUGCAUCAGCGGAACGUUUUUAAUGCUCAUUUUUCAAUCCACUGACUAUUUGAAUAUCAUGUAUAAAGUGAAAUCUGAGAGAUUACGUUGGAAAACCUACUAUAGGGCCUACCACUAACUUCAGUGUAGUUUUUUGUACAAAAAGGCUCAAACUAUUCUUCCUCUUCAACUUACAUUAACCUGGCAAUCGAUUCAUCCUACGUGAAGUGUAUUUCAAAUUAUGGGCAGAUGCAUUUUAUAGUUGCAAGUACAGAUUCAAUGCACAGACAACUUCA